AUGGCACUGUCCACAGAGCAGCUGAAGUGGAGCUGUGUACCAAGGAGCACAGGACCAGGGCCUGGCAAGGGAUGCCACAUGCUCCCACAGGUGCCUGGGAGCAGCUGUCUUACCUGGAGCCCUGAGCCAGAGCUGGGAGCCGGGAGCCUGGAACCGGGAGUCGGUAGCCGGGACUGCAGCCGAGGGCACCUCGACCUGCCGGCGAGGAGGCUGUGCUGGCUUCCCGGCUCAGGUCUGGCCCGAGACGGGACUGACAGAAUUGGGAGCCCGGUCCCAAGAGCGUGCACUUCAACCCCCGGGGCGCCGAGGACCAGAAGGGCAAGGGCCAGCAGACUGACUGCCUGGCGGCUGGGCUCGGCUGGGCUGGGCUGUGGGAGCUCACCCACUGGUCGGGGCCACCUCUUGUCAGCAGUAAGACCCCCCCGGGUCCAAGCCGGCUCGGGCGGAGAAAGCCUUAAUUGUUGGCCCCCAACAGAAUUAUUUGUGAAUGAAGCAAUGGAAAAGAAAAUGGAAAGAAUCCUGGCCUGGGAUUCCUGGCUCACUCCCAGUGUGACCUUGGCCACCUCGGGGAUCUGCACAGAGCAGCCAAUGUGUACUCAUCUGAGGCAGAAUGUUUGCACAUGCUACAAAUGGCUCCCUCCCCUCUGGGCCUCCCUCUUCCAAGAAGCCAUUCUCCAUUUGGCCCGCUGUCAGGUCCUGUCUCAGCACCCAGUGUUUCUUGGUUUACAUUUUAUAUUUACUCCUCCUUCAUUCUCCCUCAGCACUACAUAAGCUCCCUGAGGGCAGGGACUGCUUCAUUUUUGGCUCCAUCUCCUCACAGAGACUGAGGCCCAGUGCCUAGCACCUAAUGGGAGCUUAUUGAAUCAAAUGGAUGAUCAGUAGGCCCGCUCUUUCUUCUGGGUUCUGCCACUAACUCUGCUGGAUCCUUCCCCUUUCUAGGCCUUGUCUCUCCAGAUCCCCCCCCCCCAAUCCUGCUCUAUAGAACAAAGGUCCACAAAGUCCUUUCUAGCCCUGAUGGGCCAUGCUUUGAUAAAAUAUUUCCCAGCACCUGCUGUGUAGGAAGACUUUGGCUCUGGCUACAUUUGGAGGAGCCAGAGGCUGGGAGGAAAUCAGUGCAGGUUUCUCGAGCACUCCUAGUCUAGCUUAUCUAAAGGCGAAGAGACUAGGCUAGUGUUCACUUCCCACAGCCACUGAGAAGCCCAGCCCAGCAGGCCUAGUGGGGACUCGGGGAAAAUGUCCCCAUCCAUCUCUUUCCCUCAUCCCUCCUCUUUCCUCUCCUUAGUCCAGGCAACAGUCUCCCAAUCCUAGGUGUUUUCAUAAUAACAAGAAGCUGUCCCAGAUGGGCCCCACCUUUGCCUGCCUAUUCUCCAAGUAUUGACCAGCCUCAGUCCCUCUCUGAACUAGGACCUGGGAAAAGGAUCCUAAAAGAAAUGAAGGGAAGGAAAUGGGCCUCAUUCUUGGCUUCUGAAAUCACUGAGGAUUCUGUCCAAAAGCCUGCCUGUUUUCUCUCUCUCAUACUCUCUCUCUUGUCUUGCUUUCUCUCUCUGUUUUCUCUUGGUUUCUCUCUCUGGCUCUGGCUCAGUUCCUCUUUCUGCUUUACAUCACAAUAUUGCCAUCCAGAUCAGCCCCCUGUGCCCAAGCCUGGGGGAGUAGGGAGUGGCACCAGCCAUGCCAGGGAAGGCUCCUGGGUGUCUUCCCAACUCCUAACCAGGCCCCAAUUUUCCUAAGCUCACUUCACCUCUCCCUAGGCCCCCCAACCUCCCUGACCUGAACUACUCCUCAUCAUCCACACAAAGAAAAGAUGACUUUCUUCCUCUCUGUUUUUUUUCUGGGUUUGGGUACAGUGGGGUGAAUCCUAGGCUGGAAGCUUGGCUCUGUUACCCUGCUGUCACAAAUGGGGGGUAGGGCUCAGAGGUCCCUAAUGCUCCCAACUCCAGGGGAAGAUUCUGUUUUGUUGAAGGCUAUGUAUGACAUCUCAUCUCAAGAGGUGGGGAUAGAGCCUGUGGGUUGCAGUUCCAGCUUCCUCCCUCUCCCUAAGCUGGAAGGGGCCAAGAAGGCAAGCAAGAGUGAAUGAGGACCCUCUUCUCUGAUCCAGGCUCAGAACAAAAGUUCAGAAGCCCAGUUCAGAAGCUCACAGUUGCAGGAAUCCAGUCUGGACUGAAAAGGGUUUUUUCUAUCCCUGGAGGAUCAGAUGGGAAGGAAGAGAAUAAGCAUUUAUAUGGUGCCUACUGUGUGCCAGGAGGCAACUAGGUGGUAAAGUGGAGAGAG
This is a messenger RNA of Phascolarctos cinereus (koala), 2268 nucleotides long. Lineage: Eukaryota; Metazoa; Chordata; Mammalia; Diprotodontia; Phascolarctidae. The record is from RefSeq and is a predicted model, not a curated record.